CUUCUCUCAACCCCUCACAGUACCUGUCUCUCAUCUCAUCUCAUCUCAUCUAUCUCUUCACACACUCUCAUCUUAUCUCAAGUCCUCCAUCUCUUCACACCAGACAGACUCAUCUCUACCAACAGUUGUACCAGCAGAGAACACUACAGCUUGAACACAACAUGACCAUGACCACCAGAAUCCUCCUGCUCCUUGCUGUCACCGUCUGCAUCACAGUCGCCCAGCGUGAGUCUACCUCUUUUUACCAUAACUGUAAUUACUAUGUUAUGGAACGUUUAUUACAUGUGAAUAGAAUCUUUACAUUUUUGGACCAUGCUAAUUGUUUUUUGUAUUGCUAUUUAGUAAUUCCAAGUAGCUCGAUUGAACUCAAUUCAUUGUCCACUGAAUCUCUGUAUAGGUUCUGUGAGCCAGCGCUGUUUGUGUCGGAGGGUGCGGAACAGCUUUGGAGCCCCAAACUCUGUUGAGGACAUCCAGAUCUAUCCGCCAACUCCCUCCUGUGACAGGCUGGAGUUCAUGUGAGUAUCUAUAUAUCUUAUCAGUUAUGAUGAGGAUGAUGAUAAUAUGAUGACAUCAAUUAAAAUUAAAACCAUUGCGAGGUAAAUGUGAAUUUAACCAUUUUAUAUCUUGACAGUGUUAGCCUUAAGAAUGGAGUGCAGUACUGCCUGGACCCCAGUAUGAAGAAAGUGCAGAAACUUCUCACUCGCCUGAUGUGAGUCAUGUAAACCUAUUUUUUUCUCUGUUCACCACUUGGGAGUGUCAUCAUUUACCAUACAAAAGUUUAAAUAAUUAUUUAAAGAACUAUCAUUGUUGCAUACAUUUUUUUUAUCAUUUAGUGCAACAGUUUGUUGAGGCCAUAUGAGUGACAGGUGCAUGGGCUUGUCUCACCAUCGUCUCCAAUUGCUUAAUUCACAGGAAGAAGUCUGCUCCCCAAACUGUCACCACUCCAACUGAGGCCACCCCUAAUGACAGCAGCAUUGACUCUGCUGAUAUCUGAUUCCCUGUCUCAGACUCCCUCUAGGACUCUAUAUAGCAGGGUUUCCCAAACUCGG
This is a messenger RNA of Coregonus sp. 'balchen', 1049 nucleotides long. Lineage: Eukaryota; Metazoa; Chordata; Actinopteri; Salmoniformes; Salmonidae. The record is from the annotation of a GenBank genome assembly.